UAAGAUACUUUUUCGUCAAUUGCUUGAAUCCGGUAUAUACCGGAGUCUGUAGUGUAUCACAGGCGCAGCAGAUCUGUUUUUAGUCACAGCCAAAAUGGGUUUUCCAAUGACAGGGAUGUAAAGUCACCCCAAAAUAAUAUUAGUUCCAGGACUCAGGUUACCUAUGGCAUCUUCUCAUGGACAAAGUACACAAAAGAUACCAUCAGAUGGAUUUUCCCCACAUAACUUUCCGGGACAAGACAACACUGCAGCAAAGGACAUUCACAGAAAUAACAUGCAACAAUGGAGGUUCGAUGAGGAUCUCGGCGACAAUGCUACUGUGUCUGCAGUACUUUAUUGUAAUCUGCAGCAUCCAGAGCUCAAAAGUCAAUUUCCAGACUACUCUGAGCGAUUCAAACAGAUUGCCAAGAUCUGGCGGAAAUUGACAACUCAUGAAAAACUUCCUUACCUGGUGCGGGCUAAGAAGAACAUAGCUCAAAGAAAGAAGCAACAACAUCAUCAACAACAACAGCAACAGAGUCAUUUGCCGGUUAUGCCAGAAAUGAGAUCACCCGAAAUGUCCAAAAGCCCUAAAGCUCCGGAUGAAUUCAACUAUGACCCUCUCAAAAUGUACCUUUAUAAAAAGGCCAUUAGAACUGGAAUGGAGAGAGAAAGCAGUAUACGGGUAAAUAUUAUUGGAAACUUCUCCCAAGGCAAAACAUCAUUAACACGGCGCUUGAUAGGUACAAACUGUGAAGGUGUUAUAUCUACAAAUGGCAUAGAAAUCAGAAGGUUUAAAUGUAGAAAAAUGAAAGGGGGACGAUUGAAAUUAGUGGAAGAUGAAAACAAGGACUUUUUUGAUAGAAUAGCUGCAGUUGCACGUUCAGUUGAUACUGAGAAAUUGAGUGAAAGAGUUGAACGUACCGCAUUAGCGAACACACAGAACAAUCAGGCCGUUUCAUCAAUCGCAGAAGACCAUAUAUUUUCAUCGUUGCAAACUCAGUUUCCAGCAACAUCUCAAGAGCCUACGCAGAGGCAGAUCUUAAACACUCCUACAGCAUCUCAAAAGCCUACUGAUGGCAGAUCUGUGUCCUCGAAUGUGCAACAACAGGUUGUCAACACAACACAACUUCCUUCUAUUUCGAGUGAAGAUUUUAAAACAUUUUCGAGUGGAGUUGACCAAGAAAAAGAUAAAGUAUAAC
Mercenaria mercenaria is the source of this 1181-nucleotide messenger RNA. RefSeq lists its product as uncharacterized. Gene Ontology annotation, biological process: positive regulation of transcription by RNA polymerase II. Gene Ontology annotation, molecular function: histone binding; transcription coactivator activity; histone H3K4 methyltransferase activity. The transcript is spliced from 6 exons. Gene Ontology annotation, cellular component: MLL3/4 complex. The coding region runs from base 164 to 1180 and encodes 338 amino acids. The record is from RefSeq and is a predicted model, not a curated record. Lineage: Eukaryota; Metazoa; Mollusca; Bivalvia; Venerida; Veneridae.